UUGAAACCAGUAAGCCGAGAUCAAUGAGCACUCCUAGGAGAUCCAUUUCAGUUGAGCCAAGAAGCCAUGAAACAAAGAAUGUAAAAAAGAAGGAAGAAAUUGUUUCAGCUGAAGCAAAAAAGCCAAGGGCAAUGAGCACUCCAAGAAGAUCCAUUUCAUAUCAGACCGAUAUUACUAGCAAAGGAAGUGAAGCAAGGAAGAGUUUGGGAGCAAGGAGAUCCAUUUCUUCUGAGACUGAGAGUGAAGCAAAGAAGAGUUUUGGAGGAGGGAAAGAUAAAGGGAUUGCUAGGACUGAAAGCGCGAGGUUCUUCAGGCAACUCCCAUCUUCUCCGUCAAAGAUAUUAAAUAUGAGAAAGGGGGUGGAUUGCAUAAGAAAGAAGCCACUCGUUGUUGACGAUGAUGAAGAUUAUAAUCAUAUUGAUGAGAAUCAUUCAGCUGGUGACAACUUCCUCAAAUCAUCCAUCAAAUCCAUCAAGAAGGCUGUCAAAAUUUAAGUUGUAAAUUUCGGAAUGUAAAUUAUUUCCAUAUUCUUUUUGUUUGUUGAGGUUGAUAAUUCAUUUGUGUGUGAACUUAUUUCUUUGUCAGUUUGUUUUUCAGACUGAUAUAUAGAAUAACAGCUUGUUGUUAAUAACAUAGAAGAACUUAUUACUUGA
Molecule: messenger RNA, 653 nt
Organism: Chenopodium quinoa (quinoa)
Lineage: Eukaryota; Viridiplantae; Streptophyta; Magnoliopsida; Caryophyllales; Amaranthaceae
Exons: 1
Coding region: 24-494 (156 amino acids)
Source: RefSeq, a predicted model, not a curated record